This is a messenger RNA of Cadophora gregata, 870 nucleotides long. It is a transcript of the gene PAM17, whose product is annotated as TIM23 complex component. NCBI's taxonomy places the organism in Eukaryota, Fungi, Ascomycota, Leotiomycetes, Helotiales, Ploettnerulaceae. The transcript is spliced from 2 exons. Gene Ontology annotation, cellular component: PAM complex, Tim23 associated import motor. Gene Ontology annotation, biological process: protein import into mitochondrial matrix. The coding region runs from base 1 to 870 and encodes 289 amino acids. The record is from RefSeq and is a predicted model, not a curated record.
AUGCAACUCAAGCGCGCAAGAGCCGCGACAAUCGCCAAAGUCAAAAACACCUCCACCCAAGCUCCAAGCUUUCCUGCAAACCAAAUCUCCACUCACUCACUAAAAGCCAUCACCAAAAUGCUGGGAGCAACACCGACACUCCGGACCGCAGCAAUCGGCUGCAGGUUACAGCCUACCCUCUUCACGCCUUGCACAUAUCCCACGACGAGCAGUCCUUCCCUCCGCAGAAAUCAGAGCACCACCACAUGCACAGGCACCACGCCAUCAGCUCCUAGACGACGAGUGCAGCUCCCUAAACGCAAUGUCACAUUCAGACCUACUUCGACAAUGGUCAGACAUGCUUCAACCGCUACUACUUCGCACCCUUCAUCCACAGCUACGGCGUCAGAAGCUUCGGCGCCUGGUUCAGACCUCCUCGACUGGAACACAUUCUUCAAGCUUCGCAAGACCCGCCGGUGGUACCAACUAGGAUCGUCAGUGACCACAGGAAUCGGUGGGUUUGUCGGCGGAGCACAAGUUCUCACUAUGUCGGAUAUGGAUGCUUUAGUGUCGCAAAUUCCUCUUGAUCCAUUCAUCACGCUGGGCUUGAUUACAUUCACGUGUGGAGGUGUGGGAUGGUUGGUAGGACCAAUUCUUGGAACGGGCGUGUUCAAUUGGAGGAAUAGAAACUACAGGACCCAGAUGGCUGAAAAGGAGAAGGAAUUCUAUAGGAGGAUUAAAAGAUUCAGAGUUGAUCCUUCGGCGAGUAGCAUGGCAAAUCCUGUACCGGAUUAUUACGGAGAAAAGAUUUCCAGUGUAGCAGGAUACAGGCAAUGGCUGAAAGACCAACGGGCAUUCAACAAGAAGCGGACAACAUACAUCAAGUACUAG